Lotus japonicus is the source of this 1816-nucleotide messenger RNA. Its product is annotated as dolichyl-diphosphooligosaccharide--protein glycosyltransferase subunit 1B. The record is from RefSeq and is a predicted model, not a curated record. Gene Ontology annotation, cellular component: membrane; oligosaccharyltransferase complex. The coding region runs from base 16 to 1500 and encodes 494 amino acids. The transcript is spliced from 9 exons. Lineage: Eukaryota; Viridiplantae; Streptophyta; Magnoliopsida; Fabales; Fabaceae.
AUCAGGAAAACAAAAAUGGUGGAGAGUGUUGUUAGUCUCAGUGUAAUAGAGUUGGGAGAGUCUUCCAUCUCUCUUCUUCUUCGUCGUCUUCGUCAACUGCACCCAAUGGAACCUCUCCUCAGAGUUCCACUUCUCUUCAUCUUCAUCUCCCUCUUCAUCAAUCUCGCAAAUUCAUCAUCUUCACAAGAUGUUCACAUCGUCAAUGCCGAACGCAGAAUCGACUUGACUUCUCACAUUGUAAAGGUGUACUUGACAUUGAAGGUUGAAAACUUGGGAACAUCUCCUGUUUCAGAAGUACAUCUUGCUUUUUCACCUACUGAAAGUGAACAUCUAGCAAUAGUCAAAGCUGCUGCAACUUCUGGGAAGAGGAAGAAGAAAACUUAUGUUCCUCUUGAUGUUAAAUCUGCUGAGCUACCUGAUGGACCAAACGGAACUAAAUUUUUCUCUAUAGCUUUAUUAACUCCACUGAGUAAAGGUGAAACCACGACACUUGAGGUGCUUUACAGAUUGACACAUUCUCUGGAACCUUUCCCAGUAGAAAUAAGUCAAUCAGAGUCACAGUUGGUCUAUUUCCGUGAUAGCGCAAUAUUAUUGUCUCCCUAUCAUGUCAAGCAACAGACAACUUUCAUCAAGACACCAAGCACCCGGGUAGAAUCGUUCACCGUGGUGGAGCCCACUAAGCGUGCUGGUACGGAGCUGAAAUAUGGGCCAUAUGACAGUUAUUCCCCAUAUUCAUAUUCUCCAGUACUUGUUCAUUUUGAAAAUAACAAUCCAUUUGCUGUGGUUGAGGAGCUUGAACGUGAAAUUGAAAUAUCUCACUGGGGAAGCGUUCAAGUCACAGAGCGAUAUAGGCUGGUUCAUGCUGGUGCUCGACACAAAGGUGUUUUUUCAAGGGUUGAAUAUCAAACUAGAUCUGGUGGUAGUGGUGUUUCUUCAUUUAAAAAUCUUCUAUUGAAACUACCCCCUAGAGUUCACUCAGUAUAUUACCGGGAUGAAAUAGGGAAUAUUUCCUCUUCACAUUUGCGAACAGAUUUUCUGAAGUCAGAACUUGAAAUUGAACCACGGUAUCCUCUAUUUGGAGGCUGGAAAUCAACUUUUGUCAUUGGUUAUGGGGUACCACUACAAGACUUCCUUUUUGAGUCUCCAGAUGGCAGAAGAUACCUCAAUUUUACUUUUGGUUGCCCUGCUGAGGCAGUGGUAGACAAGUUGAUAGUAAAAGUCGUGCUGCCAGAGGGAUCCAAAGACCCCGCAGCUGUGAUUCCGUUUGAAGUAGAGCAACAUCUAGAGACCAAGUAUUCGUAUCUUGAUGUUGUCGGCAGGACUGUGGUGGCUCUAGAAAAGAGAAAUGUAGUUCCUGAGCAUAACACUCCUUUCCAGGUGUACUACAAUUUCAACCCCAUUUUCAUGCUUGCUGAGCCAUUGAUGCUGGUAUCUGUAUUUUUCUUUCUAUUCAUGUCUGCUGUGGCAUAUCUACAUAUGGACAUCUCCAUCCGCAAGUGAUGAACAUCUUGCUAGCUUUAUGAAAGGCAGUGGCUGAGCAACAAAGGUUCCAUAUAGCAUUUUUGCAAAAUUUAGUGGAGUUAAAUGGACCAAAUGCAAUUAGAGUUUUGCUUGUUUGUAUGGUUAUCCCCAUCCUUCAAUCAUUACUUCCAUUUAAGAAACAUUGGAUACGUUUGUUAGAUAUAUGACAAGAUACUCAGAAGAUGUUCCUUUCCAGGUAUUAGAAAUAUACAAACUGAAUUUGACAAAAAAAAGCAUAUUCAACGGUUAAAUUAUGUUUGUAUUGAGUUUAAUUAUGUUGGCAUUUUGUUAAAAA